Molecule: messenger RNA, 679 nt
Organism: Dissoconium aciculare CBS 342.82
Lineage: Eukaryota; Fungi; Ascomycota; Dothideomycetes; Mycosphaerellales; Dissoconiaceae
Product: Rhodanese-like protein
Exons: 1
Coding region: 98-595 (165 amino acids)
Cellular component (GO): cytoplasm; nucleus
Molecular function (GO): protein tyrosine phosphatase activity
Source: RefSeq, a predicted model, not a curated record
UCACAUCCCACUGUACCAUUGUCCGACUGUAGAAGAUCGCUCUUCAUACUUAUCAAAUCAAGUUGCACUUGGUCAGUCCUAUCGAAGAUCACCAAACAUGUCUGCGAAUACAAUUCCAAACUUAGCCAGAAUCUCACGGGAGCGUCUGGCGGAGCUUGUUCGGGCCAAGCAACCUGGGCUCGCCAUCAUCGACGUACGUGAUAGCGAUUUCAUCGGCGGCCAUAUCGUAGGUUGUCAAAACGUGCCAACCAACACCCAUGAUCACGCUAUGCCUGAACUUGUCCGAAACCUUAGAGAUCAGGACACUGUUGUUUUCCAUUGCGCCUUGUCCCAGCAGCGAGGUCCAUCGAGCGCUCUUCGAUAUCUCCGUGAACGGGAGCGAUUUGCCAGCAGCAAGAACCAAGAGUCAACGUCCGAGUAUAAGACAGAAGGCAGCUCGGAAGACAAGGCAGCCGAUAAGAAAGCUCAGACGGUCUAUGUGCUUGAAGGCGGAUUUACGAAGUGGCAGGAGGUGUUCGUAAAGUACCACGUCGGCAACCACACUGUCACCAAGCUGACUCUAAUUUAUUUAGGUACGGAGAUGACAAAGAGCUGACCGAGAGUUACCGGAAGGAGCUAUGGCAAGACGACUAGUGUAAACUACUCUGCUAGAGAACGCCAAUCGGAAUCACAACAGAUC